Messenger RNA from Acanthoscelides obtectus, 2788 nucleotides. NCBI's taxonomy places the organism in Eukaryota, Metazoa, Arthropoda, Insecta, Coleoptera, Chrysomelidae. The record is from the annotation of a GenBank genome assembly.
UAAACCAUUUUCGGAACCUGCAGCGCCAAAAUAUGGUAAAGGAAAACCUAAACAGCAGGAAGUAAAGAUUCUGCAUAUAAAUGUGAGAUCCCUAAGAAGAAAAAUAGAUGAGUUGGAAGCCUUUCUUGUUGAUGAGGACAUUGAUGUACUGUGCCUGACAGAACAUUGGUUGACCAAAGAAGAAAUGGAAGUUGUCCAUUUGCAGGGAUACAUGAUGAGAGGGUCUUCUGAACGGAAGGACUUCACAGAUCUCCUUCAGGGAAUUUUGAUACCUUCUUGGAAUCAAUGGAGGAAAUAUUAACACAAUUGAGUACGAAUAGGCAAAUUAUUCUUGCUGGGGAUUUCAAUGUAAGUUUCAACACAUUAGAUGUUAAUACAAGUAAAUUGUGUGACCUUCUCGCUAGCUUUGGCUUAGAAAGAACAAUCUUUGAACCAACUCGUGGGGACUCCUGUCUUGACAAUGUUUUCCUUAGUAGUGCGAUGGAGCUGUGUGGCUCUCAGGUAUGUGAUAUUGGAAUAUCAGAUCAUAAAGGUCAGCUGGUUAAAUUUCUUGGUUGUGAAACCACAGGUUUUACUCAAAAUAAAAAAAUGUAUAGACCAGUAACACAAAGAGGUUUGUUUAUGUUACACAGUAGGUUGUCGGAGAUAUCUUGGGAUUUCAUUACUGUUGAUAGUACCAGCGGUGAACAAAAGUUUAGCCACUUCAUGGAUAUUCUUCAAGAAGCCUAUACAUACUCUUUUCCAAAGAAAACUUAUGUGGUAAGAUCCGACCAGGGCAAUAAUAUUUCCUGGUUUAAUACCGAACUAAGGGCAAUGAGGGAACAUUUGAGGUUUUUGAGAGAGCUGAAAGGGCAGUAUGGUUUUGUGAGUGACCAGUAUUAUAAAAACUACAAAAAUCUAUAUAGAAAUAAAAUAAGAAAAGCUAAGAUAAAUGCUAAUGACAACCUUGUAAAGAGCUCAAGUAAUCCUGCUAAAACCAUCUGGGAUAUCAUUAACAAAAAAAGAGGUAAGAGUAAUAAGUGCCCUGGGAGCAGUGACCUGUCACCUGAUGACUUUAAUAAUUUUUUUUGUAACAUAGCAGGUAAUAUAGUAAAUCACAUCCCUGAUGUACAUUUAGAUCCUGUUAAUAAUUUUGAUUUCCUGGUACCGCCACCUCUGUUUUCUUUUUCUGAAGUCACAUUUAACGAGGUUCGCGAUGUAAUAGAUAAUCUCAAAAAUAAAAACAGUAAAGAUAUUUUUGGUUUCAAUUUAAAAAUUGUAAAAUGUAUAAAGAACAUAAUUUUGAUCCCUCUAACACGACUGAUUAAUAUUUGUCUUAGAGAAAAUAUUUUUCCAACUGUUCUAAAGAGAGCUAGUGUCACACCUAUUUUUAAGAACGGCAAUGUUGAUUCACCAGAGAACUACAGACCUAUAUCCCUUCUUCCAGUUAUCUCUAAGAUCUUUGAAAAAUGUAUGGCUUUGAGACUGGUAACCUUUUUUGAGGAAAAUGAAUUGUUUUCACAAUAUCAGUUUGGUUUUCGCCAGGGUAAGAGCACUGUUAUGGGUGUACUUAACCUGAUUUCUUCUAUAAUUGAUGCUUUCCAUGGAGGAGGGUAUAACACGGUUCUUUUCUGCGAUCUUAGUAAGGCAUUUGAUUGUGUGAGUCAUGACAUCCUUUUAAAAAAGCUCCUUGCUUACAACUUUAGUUAUGAUUCCAUUAAACUAAUUGAGUCUUACCUUAGUAAUAGAACUCAGGUGGUGAGAUGUGAUGGAGUGACAUCAGCGGAGCGAAGUGUUAAUAUUGGCGUCCCACAGGGCUCCAUCUUGGGCCCAAUUCUUUUUUUAAUUUACAUAAAUGAUUUACCUCUCAAUAACAAUAUUGCAAACUUUACUCUGUUCGCGGAUGAUACGACCGUCUCUCACACCGCUAACAGUUUUGAGCGCUCAAUGGCACAGUCUCUGGCUGCGCAGGAUGAGGCUGAGCUGUGGUUUUGCUCCAAUAAGCUGUUGCUAAAUAAAGAUAAGACAAAGAGAAUGGUGUUCUCCAUGCGAAGCCUGCCUGGAGACAGUGAUUUGGUUGGUGAAGCCAAGUUUCUGGGGGUUACUUUGGAUCCAAGAUUGCAAUGGGGCCUUCACAUUGACAGUGUUGCUGGAAAGGCCACCAAAGGUAUAUAUGUGCUACGGAGUUUGUCUUCUUGUGUUUCUGUAGAAAUAUUGAGAAUGGCUUACUUUGCCAUUUGCCAUUCACAUAUAUCCUACGCCAUUCUGGCUUGGGGGCAUUCUUCAGGGAUCCAUAGACUGUUCGCCUUGCAAAGAAGAGCAGUUAGGGUUGUGAGCCGUCUGGGCUACAGGGACGAUUGCAGAGAUACCUUUGUCAAGUUGGGAAUCCUUACUGUGCCUUGUUUAUAUAUUUUUGAAAAUCUACUAUUCGUUAAAAGAAACUCUAACUAUGUAACUCAUGGGGACGUCCAUGAGCACAAUACUAGGCAUAAGAACAAUCUCGUACCUCCUUAUUGGCGACUGAGAAGGUGUCAAGAUGGACCUGGUUAUUGGGCGGUCAAAUUUUUUAAUGUACUUCCAGAUGGCUUAAAAUCGCUUCCGUUUAAAGAUUUCAAAGGUCAAAUCAAGAAAAUUCUUAUUAAUAACUCAUUUUACACGUUUGAAGAGUUUUUAAGACAUAAAUUUUAACUAUAAAUCUUAAUAUGUUAUGUUAGCGUUAUAUCUUUAUGAGUGCUGGUGUACUUGUUUGUAAUUUUUUAUGAUCAUUAGCACUUGCUUUGUUUUAAUUCUAAUGCAAUUCUCAUUUGAU